AUGUGCUGCUGCCCGAGCAAGGCGUGCUGCAUCUGCACGCUCAUCGUGCUGGUGCUGGUGGCCGUCGGCCUCGUCUUCGGCUUCGGCAUCUACACCCGCGGCUUCCACAAGCUCACCGGCAACAUCCACCUCCAGGAGGACGCCUACGGCCCCGGCGCCGGCGGCUCCUUCCGCGCCUACGGCGGCCACCUCGCCCCGCCGCCGUACUAG
This is a messenger RNA of Miscanthus lutarioriparius, 210 nucleotides long. NCBI's taxonomy places the organism in Eukaryota, Viridiplantae, Streptophyta, Magnoliopsida, Poales, Poaceae. The record is from the annotation of a GenBank genome assembly.